Messenger RNA from Balearica regulorum gibbericeps (East African grey crowned-crane), 1755 nucleotides. NCBI's taxonomy places the organism in Eukaryota, Metazoa, Chordata, Aves, Gruiformes, Gruidae. The record is from RefSeq and is a predicted model, not a curated record.
AUGGCUUCUGAGGCUGCUCAGAAUUUCCUUCAGCCACUGUCUUCUUGGAUGUCUCAAAUAUACGAAGCUAUCCAACAAGCAGGAGACUCUAUAUCAAAUUCACUGCUGAAUUUGAGUGGAGUGGGUCGUAAGUCAGAAGAAGAGAGGAACAGGGACUUGGAGAAUAAUGGAGGAGUUCAUGAGGAUUAUUCUGAGGAAUCAGAUGAUGAACGACACCUGGACCUCUGGGAUGAGGAAUACCUGUAUCCUAGAGAAGAUGGUUACAUUGGGGGUCCUGAUCUUACUUCACAAGACCUCCCUCAUGGCUCUGACAUGGGUUUGCAGAGGCAAAAACGGGUUAAAAAUACCAGCAGCUUACCCGAGCAGUGUGUUGAAAGCACCAGGUCUUUGACAGCCAAUGGAUCCUACUGGAUGAGUGAAGACCUCCAGCCGCUUCCUCCCAUCGCUGAGGAAGAAGGUGAGCCCUCUGUGAGGAUGGGAGGUCAUGAGGACAACCUCAGCUUGGGUGGCUCCUUAAAAAGAAAUAACAGCAAGGGAAGUUUUGCAGAUCUGGAUGGACUAAGCCAACUGAGUUACCAAGACAACCUGUCAUAUCGUGAAGAUGACCAUGCAUCCAUUGAUUCAAGAAUAACAACCGAGAGUAGGGGCACUGGACAGCGUACAGGGACAAGGAUGGUGUCCAGCAUUGCCGAUGGCAUUAGCCAGCAAGUGAUGGAAGGACGUUUGGAAAUGGAGACAGCAUUUACCAACCAGGGAUUUGAAGUAAAUGAUGCUACUGACAGCUCAUUGGCCUGGAGCCCUGAGGAACAUGAUGAAGUGAACAGUGUACCAGCUCAUCGUGCUGCUCAUGAGCCCAUCUGUAAAUGUGGUGAUCUAGAUGUCAUCUUCAACUAUAAAGCCUCAAGUCAAAAGCUAGUAGUUACUAUCUUGGAGGCCAGGGAUAUCCCAGACAAAGACCGCAGUGGUGUGAACACCUGGCAAGUGCACACAGUCCUGAUGCCUAGCAAGAAACAGAGGGGUAAGACAAGUGUUCAGAGAGGACCCAUCCCCAUCUUCAAGGAUAAAAUUACCUUUAGUAAACUGGAGCCAGAGGAGUUAAGCAGCCAUGCCAUUCGUUUCCGCCUCUAUGCGGUGCACAAGAUGAUUGGAGAGAAGAUGAUGGGAGAGCAGUUGUUCUACCUGAGCAACAUCAGCCAGAAAGGGGAAGCAAAGGUGACACUGAUCUUGGAGCCAAGGAGUAAUUUGAGUGUAACUGGUGGUUCUGUCCUACUUCUGUCAGGAAUCUCUCACAGUGAUAGCGCUUCUUCAACACAGUCCCUGUCGCAUGGAGGGGUGCCAGAGCUGCUCGUGGGAUUGUCGUACAAUGCCACUACGGGGCGGCUGUCAGUGGAGAUGAUCAAAGGCAGUCAUUUCCGAAACCUCGCAAUUAAUAGGCCACCUGACACCUAUGGAAAACUCUGCCUGCUCAACUCUGUGGGCCAGGAGAUGUCUCGCUGCAAGACCUCCAUCCGUCGAGGACAGCCCAACCCUGUCUACAAGGAAACUUUCGUCUUCCAGGUUGCCCUCUUCCAGCUCUCUGAUGUCACGUUAAUGAUCUCCAUAUACAACAGACGCAGCAUGAAGCGCAAAGAGAUGAUUGGCUGGAUUUCUAUGGGUCAGAACAGCAGCGGAGAGGAAGAGCAAAGUCAUUGGCAGGAAAUGAAGGAGUCGAAGGGGACGCAGGUCUGCCGGUGGCACACGCUACUGGAGUCCUAG